GUCGCGCGGGCGGGCGCGGCGUCCGGAGCGCGGCGCGUUUCCCCUGAGGGCUGUCGGCCCAGAGCUGCGCUCCACCCCUCACCUGUCUGCGCUGUCCCAGUGACAGCGGCCAUUCUCAGUGGCGUGACCUCUUAAGGACAUGCUGUUGUGUCAUUGAUGACCUCAAUUUGCCCCCUUAGCUCCAAAGCCAGUAGUAGCGCAGGGGAAACGGUGGGACGGGGAUCGGCCCCCCGAACCCUUGAGUCCUUGCUAAAUUAAAUUCCUGGAUAGAAAUGCCCGUUUUAACAGCCACCGCCCCCCGUUUUGCCUUCAGGUAUAGGAUUUUUUUCUUCCCAAUGAAACACUGGUGCCUAGUGUGUUUGGAACGGCCACAACAGUGGAGGCACUCUUGGAGGAGUAUUUGCAUUUCGGGAUUAAGCCCAGCGCUGCUCCCUCUCUCCUCCGCGGUCUCUGCUCUGCUUCACAGUAUCGCUGUAUGGGAUGGGCUUCCAGGAGGGUUUCUGCUCCCUAAACUGGCUGUGAUUAUUGUGAUGGAGCAAGGAAAGGAACUGUUGGUGGCAGAGUCUAAAGGUUUCACCAAGAGGGAAAAUUUGAGAGUCGUCUUUUCAGGAGAUGAAAGUAAGAAUAUUAUGGGAACUGCGCAACACAAUACUCCUCAGGCAGAGAAACUCUGUCUUAAAGAUAGACUUUCAAAAUGGCCUAAACAUCAUGGACCAGAGAAUAUUAAGAAUGAGGAUACAAAAGAAGCACCAUUAGCAUGGUCCCAAGAAGAUGAGAUGUGGUGUCAUGAUUCCUAUGAGAAUGAUGGCAUGUCACAGUGUUGGGAAAAUUGUAUAAGAAAAGCAGAAAAACCCAACCACCAGGAAUGGGACCCGGAAGAACAUAACAGUGUCUCUGUACAGCAGAAUUCAUCCUUGGGAGAGAAACCCUACAAAUGUUUGGAAUGUUGGAAAAGCUUCAGCAAUAGUUCUCAUUUGCGUACUCAUCAGAGGACCCACUCUGGAGAAAAGCCUUAUAAAUGCUCUGAGUGUGAGAAAUGCUUCUGUAAUAGUUCUCACCUGAUCCAGCAUCUGAGAACACACACUGGGGAGAAGCCGUACCAGUGUGGCGAGUGUGGGAAAAGCUUCAGCAACACCUCCCAUCUUAUUAUCCACGAGAGGACGCACACAGGGGAGAAACCCUACAAAUGUCCCGAGUGUGGGAAGAGUUUCAGCAGCAGCUCCCACCUCAUUCAGCACCACAGAUCACACACAGGUGAGAAGCCAUACGAGUGUCCUAUCUGUGGAAAAGGCUUCAGCCACAGCUAUGUCCUAAUAGAACAUCAGAGGACUCACACUGGAGAAAAGCCCUACAAGUGCCCCGACUGUGGAAAGAGCUUCAGUCAAAGUUCCAGUCUGAUCCGCCACCAGCGGACACACACAGGUGAGAAGCCCUACAAAUGUCCUGAAUGUGGAAAAGGUUUUGGUUGUAAUUCUACUCUAAUUAAGCAUCAGAGAAUCCAUACGGGAGAAAAACCCUAUCCCUGUGCAGAAUGUGGGAAGAAUUUUAGUCGAAGCUCCAACCUUAUAGCACACCAGAAAACGCACACAGGAGAGAAGUCCUGUGGAAAUUCUGAAUAUGAGGAAAGUGUGCAUCAGGACUGCAGUGUGGUAGAGGACUGCAGAGUCCAGCCAGGAGAGAAGCCCUAUAAAUGCUGUGAAUGUGGGAAGAGUUUCGGCCUUAGCUCCCACCUCAUUAGACAUCAGAGAACGCACACAGGGGAGAAGCCUUACAGGUGUUCUGAGUGCUGGAAGACUUUCAGUCAGAGUUCCACCCUAGUGAUCCACCAGAGGACUCACACAGGAGAGAAGCCAUAUAAAUGCCCCGACUGUGGUGAGUGCUUCAGUCAAAGCUUUAACCUCAUCAGGCACCGAAGGACCCACAUAGGAGAAAAACCUUACAAAUGUCCCGACUGUGAGAAAUGCUUCAGCAGAAGUGCCUAUCUCAGUCAGCAUCGGAAAAUUCACAUGGAAAAGUCUCUUGAGUCUCCUAAAGUGGGGGGUUUCCUUCAUGAGUGGAUGUGGAAAAGCUGUUCAGGGAAAAUGGCCCUCCUCCCUUCAUUUUCAGUCUCAAAUUCAUCUUCUACCUGAGUUCCACGGAUGUUUCAUGCUGUCCCCCCCCCCCCAUUAUUAGGAAGGUAUUUGGUGAUAAUUGUGCUCUAAGGUUUAUUGGUGUGUUUCCCAAAGUCAACCUCUCUGUUUAGAGGGAAAAACAAAUCCACUGGCUACCUAAUCUGUCCAGGGAGAGGCCACCAAAGACUGAGGAGGAACUUUUAAAAUGUAAAGUGAGGUAGGAAUGGCUUCAGAUGGAAAUGGAGAGUAAUCCUGGGAGUGAGCCAAAAGACCUGAUGCUAGAAUUGCCAUUGAAUCACCUCAUUUCCUUUUGUCUUAUUGAGUGUAGACAGAGCAUUAUUGUUCUUAAGAGUUUACCCAGAAAAGUUCAUUUUGAACAAAUAAUGCCAUUACCUGGCUGUUUUUGGAGGUCUUAAGAAGAGAUGUACUUUUUCCAAAUUCAUUUUUAUUUUCUAAAAAUGAAUUUGCUUCUAGAACCCUGUGUCCAUUACCAUAGCUUUUAGCCAUAUAUGGCUACUUACACUUAUGUUGAUUAAAUGAAAUUUAAAAUCCAAUUCCUUAGUCAACUAGCUCCUUGAAAAGUGCUCAGUAGCCACAUAUGACUAGUGGCUGUUGUAUGGGAUAUCAUCAUAGAAAGUUCUUUAUUUCAAGAUCAUCAUUCUAGAGAGACUCAUAAGUCUUUCCUUUCAGGGUAGGAAUGCACUCUGGGGUUUUGCUCUCCAAUAGGAAUUGAAAUAGAAUAGAAAUGGAAUAGUUUUGAAAGCACUGGGUCAAGAAAGUGGGUAUUCUAGUGACUCUGUGUUCUCAUUUAUGUUCCACCAACUGGGUUAUGUAGUGAUAAAACAUCAUUGUCUUGACUAAAGCCAGGAUAGGAAGUAGGAUCCUGAGUUAUUCUGUUUUUAAAUUUUAGAUAAUCUUUUGCCUGAAUUUUCUCUUCAUGUUAUUCCUGAUUAGAUUAGGAACUGGAUUCUUUUUCUAAUAAUUAACACAUUAAUUCUGAGCCAGUGUCCAAGAAUAGUUUCUUUGAACACUGAUAUUCUUUAGCUCCAAGACUGGCUGUUUUCUUGGGCCUCUUGACAUACUUGGUCUGGGGAUCUGAUGAUUGCCAUCAUCAGUUCUAUAGGAAUGAUGCUUUGGGAGGUAUUAGAUAUAUCCUAUUCCCCUCUCUCACUUUUUCCUACAAUUGUGAAACGUAAACGUGUAAAAGUUCAGAAUUCCUCUGAGUUGCCCAGGAUUGCAUUUUAUUGUGGGAUUCAAAAUAUUAUGAAGAAUAUGUCAAAAUGGUAUUUUAGGAACGUGAAGUUAGACAGGACCGACUGCUGAAAAGGUUGUAGCUGACAGGUAAUUGGUUUGUAUGAGGAUUUUUUCAUCUUUCAUGCUUGUGGCACACGUGUCCUUUAGUAUUGUUAUAUGAUUAAAAAAAGAAAAAAAGCUAAUAAAGGAAUUUAAGAUAUAUUUGGGGGUGGUUUUCUGCUUUCAGAAUUUUUUUUUUUUAUGUGACUCCCACCUAUGCAUCUUUCUGCCUUUGUAUGUUAUAUAGUAAACCCCAAGUUAUCUUAAGUUGUAAUAUCUCAGGGCAAGUUUUGAUAGUAUUUUUUUUUUUUUGCCACAGAAAGCUGAGAGUUCAAUUAAUGAUUGGUAAUUAAAUUAUGAGUUUAGGGCUGGGGAUGUGGCUCAAGCAGUAGCGCGCUCGCCUGGCAUGCAUGCGGCCCGGGUUCGAUCCUCAGCACCACAUACAAAGAUGUUGUGUCUGCCGAAAACUAGAAAAUAAAUACUAAAAAAUUCUCUCUCUCUCUCUCUCUCUCUCUCUCUCUCUCUCUUUUUAAAAUAAAUAAAUAAAUAAAUGAAUUAUGUGUUUAUUAACAAGGCUGAAAUUUAGUAUCAAGGCAGCAGCUAUGAGGCUAAUCACAUGAUCUAUGGCAAGUGGCCCCUCUGAGCCUCAGUUCCUUCCUCUGUAAAAUGAGGAUAAUGCCUACCUUGCAAGGUUGGUAUAAGAAUUAAAUGUUUACAAAAGUUCUGCCAGAAAGCUUAAAAUAAAAUGCGGUUAAUAUAAAUAUUAA
Molecule: messenger RNA, 4171 nt
Organism: Ictidomys tridecemlineatus (thirteen-lined ground squirrel)
Lineage: Eukaryota; Metazoa; Chordata; Mammalia; Rodentia; Sciuridae
Source: RefSeq, a predicted model, not a curated record